AUGUAUGACCUCCUCACUGUCUUUCAUAAGCGUUUCAACACUGUUCUCAUGUAUGACCUCCUCACUGUCUUUCAUAAGCGUUUCAACACUGUUCUCAUGUAUGACCUCCUCACUGUCUUUCAUAAGCGUUUCAACACUGUUCUCAUGUAUGACCUCCUCACUGUCUUUCAUAAGCGUUUCAACACUGUUCUCAUGUAUGACCUCCUCACUGUCUUUCAUAAGCGUUUCAACACUGUUCUCAUGUAUGACCUCCUCACUGUCUUUCAUGAACUAUUUCAACACUGUUCUCAUGAACGACCUCCUCACUGUCUUUCAUAA
Messenger RNA from Trichomonas vaginalis G3, 318 nucleotides. RefSeq lists its product as uncharacterized. The transcript has a single exon. The record is from RefSeq and is a predicted model, not a curated record. NCBI's taxonomy places the organism in Eukaryota, Parabasalia, Trichomonadida, Trichomonadidae. The coding region runs from base 1 to 318 and encodes 105 amino acids.